GCUGCGCCUGCGCAAGUUAUUGGCGCCAAGAUGGCGAUGGAGAUGAGGCUUCCUGUCGCUCGCAAGCCUCUUAGCGAGAGCCUGGGGCGCGAGACUAAGAAGCACCUGGUGGUGCCGGGGGACACGAUCACCACGGACACAGGCUUCAUGCGGGGCCAUGGGACCUAUAUGGGGGAAGAGAAGCUCAUCGCGUCUGUGGCUGGCUCGGUGGAGAGAGUAAACAAGCUGAUCUGUGUAAAAGCUUUGAAAACCAGAUAUAAUGGUGAAGUGGGGGACAUUGUAGUGGGGAGAAUCACGGAGGUCCAACAGAAGAGGUGGAAAGUGGAGACCAACUCCAGGCUGGACUCGGUCCUGCUUCUGUCAUCCAUGAACCUUCCCGGAGGAGAGCUGAGGAGAAGAUCAGCAGAGGACGAGCUGGCGAUGAGGGGCUUCUUGCAGGAAGGGGACCUUAUCAGUGCUGAGGUCCAGGCAGUGUUCUCUGACGGAGCCGUCUCUCUGCACACGAGGAGUCUCAAAUACGGAAAACUGGGUCAGGGCGUUUUGGUUCAGGUUUCCCCCUCCCUGGUAAAACGGCAGAAGACUCACUUCCAUGACCUGCCAUGUGGUGCCUCAGUGAUUCUGGGCAACAACGGCUUCAUCUGGAUCUACCCAACGCCUGAGCACAAAGAGGAGGAGGCAGGGGGCUUCAUUGCAAACCUGGAGCCUGUCUCCCUUGCUGAUCGAGAGGUGAUUUCCCGGCUGCGGAACUGCAUCGUCUCGCUGGUCACCCAGAGGGUGAUGCUGUAUGAUACCAGCAUCCUGUACUGCUACGAGGCAUCCCUUCCACAUCAGAUCAAAGACAUCUUAAAGCCAGAAGUAAUGGAGGAAAUUGUGAUGGAGACACGCCAGAGGCUUCUGGAACAGGAGGGGUAAGGAGAAGCAGGUGGAGGACAGGACUGAGUGUGCCUGGCCGGAGCAGUCCCUGAAAGCGACGGCCCCGAUUCAGGGCUGGGGCACUCGUCACUCGACCCACCCUGGGCUGCCUCCCGUGGAAGACCUGCUUUCUCCUGUUUUAAGGCAGAGCCUGGGACGGUGAACAGCAGCUGGCCCCUUGGGUUGCCCACAGAGUCCCAGUACUAGGGGUGGUUUCAGGGCUUUAAAAGCACGAAGUGUUCCAGCCGAGCGGACUUGUUCCUGGAACCAUACAGGACAUCUUUUGUCUCUUGCGCACCAUCACUUCACAAGGCACGCGGCCCCCUUGAAAUUGCCCUGUAAAAAUGUGGCCUCCCUGGCCCCCAGAUUAUCUCUUCUGGCCCCUGUUCCCCCACCUCCUGCAGCUCAAGUACAACACUGAUGAAUAUAGUCGGUAAAGGAGUCAAAGGGAAGAAUAAAGUAGCCAAGCAGGCUUUUGCUCGGUUGGAAUCUCA
Messenger RNA from Sus scrofa (pig), 1406 nucleotides. It is a transcript of the gene EXOSC2, whose product is annotated as exosome component 2. Gene Ontology annotation, molecular function: RNA binding. Gene Ontology annotation, cellular component: nuclear exosome (RNase complex); cytoplasmic exosome (RNase complex). The record is from RefSeq and is a predicted model, not a curated record. NCBI's taxonomy places the organism in Eukaryota, Metazoa, Chordata, Mammalia, Artiodactyla, Suidae. Gene Ontology annotation, biological process: nuclear-transcribed mRNA catabolic process, deadenylation-dependent decay; U4 snRNA 3'-end processing; CUT catabolic process.